AUGGUCUUCUUCUCCGUUGUUCAGUCCCUCGCCCCCUUGCCGUCGCUGCUCAGCCUCUCAUUCCCUCGUCGUCGUUGCCCACUCCUUGCUGUCGCCGCAGCUCCUCGCUGUCCGCUCAACCCGCAGCUCCUCGCCGUCGCCGCUCUGCCCGCAGCUCCAGCAUGUCGUCGCUGCUCAGUUAUUCAUCUCUUGGUUGCCGUCGCUGUGAGAUUGGCCAUCGCCAUUGCAUGUGAGCCUGUCACCGGAGCCCCUUCUCUUUGUCUCUCUGAGUCUGUGACUUGGGAGAGUAUCCACAGCCAAGUGGAAGGUGCAGGUGGCAUCUUCCUCUCUCUGGCAAGAUACGAGCAGGAUGUGCUUGUUGUCGAAAGCCAUGACCGCCCCGGCGGGGCUGCCCAUUCUUUUGAUAUCAAAGGCUACAAGUUUGAUUCCGGUCCAUCUGUAUUCUCUGGCUUGCAAUCAAAGGGUUCUCAGCCUAAUCCUCUUGCCCAGGUUCUAGAUGCAUUGGGCGAGUCUAUCCCAUGUGCCACUUAUGAUUCAUGGGAUGUCUACAUCCCUGAAGGUGACUUCAGGUUUCGAGUAGGGCCUACGGAAUUUUUGAAGGACCUUGAGAAGUAUGCAGGACCAAAUGCUGUUCAAGAAUGGAAGAAACUUAUGGAUGCCAUACUUCCACUUUCAACAGCAGCAAUGGCGCUUCCUCCUCUAUCUAUUCGAGGAGAUUUUGGCGUUCUUUCGACAGCAGCAGUUAGAUAUGCUCCUUCUCUCAUAAAAUCAUUUGUUCAAAUGGGAGGACCUUUUGGGGCCAAAAAACUUUCCAGACCAUUCUCGGAAAUACUUGAUGGAUUGGACAUAAAAGACCCUUUCAUACGGAAUUGGAUUGACCUAUGGUCAUUCAUAUUUUCAGGGUUGAAAACUAAUGGUGUAAUCUCACAAGAGAUGGUGUAUAUGCUUGCAGAAUGGUACAAACCAGGAAGCUGUCUAGAAUUCCCCAAUCAUGGAAGUGCUGCUAUUGUUGAUGCUCUUGUAAGAGGACUCGAGAAAUUUGGUGGACGGAUUUCUCUUCGGAGUCAUGUGGAAAAAAUUGUUGUUGAAAACGGCAGAGCCAUUGGAGUCAAGCUGAGAAGUGGUCAAUUCAUACGAGCUAAAAAGGCUGUUGUGAGCAAUGCAUCAAUGUGGGACACUUUGCGUUUGCUGCCUAAAGAUGUUAUUCCGAAGUCUUACUCGGAUAAGAUUAAAACCACCCCUCAAUGUGAAUCGUUCCUGCAUCUCCAUUUGGGAAUCGAUGCUGAGGGUAUCCGCGACGAUCUGGGGAUUCAUCACGUAGUUGUAAAUGACUGGGAAAGAGGUGUUGAUGCUGAACAGAAUGUAGUGCUGGUAUCAGUACCCAGUGUACUUAGUCCUGAUAUGGCACCACCUGGGAAACAUGUGUUACAUGCUUAUAUACCAGGAACUGAACCAUUCGAGUUAUGGGAAGGACUUGAACGUACGAGUCCCGAAUACAGAAAGCUCAAAGCUGAGAGAUCAGAGGUAAUCUGGAAAGCUGUGGAGCGAGUGCUUGGCGAAGGCUUCAGGAGGGAGAAAUGUGAAGUGAAGCUAGUUGGAAGUCCACUGACACAUAGAAGGUAUCUUAGAAGGCACAGAGGAACAUUUGGGCCAGCACUGGAAGCUGGCAAAGAAAGCUUUCCUGGCUCUUCAACUCCCAUCCCACAGCUCUUCUGUUGUGGAGACUCCACCUUUCCUGGAAUUGGGAUCCCUGCCGUUGCUGCCAGUGGUGCAAUUGCAGCAAAUUCAUUAGUUUCAGUGUCUCAACAUUCCCAGUUGCUUGAUGCAAUUGGUAUAUGAAAACCGCACAACAUGAGAGUCUUUGUGUCUUCCUUCUCAAUUGAGAUAUUGUAUUGUUUAAUUAUUGUGUGUAUCUAUUAGAAAUUUUAGCUACAGGGAAUAAAAUCUCAGCUCUUUUUACCAAA
Messenger RNA from Arachis stenosperma, 1964 nucleotides. Its product is annotated as prolycopene isomerase, chloroplastic-like. The transcript is spliced from 9 exons. Lineage: Eukaryota; Viridiplantae; Streptophyta; Magnoliopsida; Fabales; Fabaceae. Gene Ontology annotation, biological process: carotenoid metabolic process. Gene Ontology annotation, molecular function: oxidoreductase activity. The coding region runs from base 1 to 1839 and encodes 612 amino acids. The record is from RefSeq and is a predicted model, not a curated record.